GAGCGGCACGAGACCCCUGAUUGCAGCAGCAGCCGCGGCCCAGCCGGACCAGCAGGACCAGCCGGACCAGCAGGACCAGCAGGACCGGUCGCCCGCCAGGAAACUUACUUUCCCGCAGGACCCUCCGCCCACCUCGGGGGGGGUCCCCCCGUGCCCCCCCCACCGCCUUCCCUCCAACUGCGGGGGGUCCGAUCAUCGCCUCCCCCCAAUCUUGGGGGUCCGAGCACCGUCUUCUCGCCGGCUGCGGGGGUCCGAGCAUUGUCUUCCACCCAGCUGCGGGGGUCCGAUCAUCGCCUCCCCCCAAUCUUGGGGGUCCGAUCAUCGCCUCCCCCCAACCUUGGGGGUCCGAGCACCGUCUCCCCGCAACCUUGAGGGCCUAAGCAUCGUCUCCUCCGACCUCGGGGGUCCGAACAUCGUCCCCCCAGUCUCGGGGGUCCGAGCAUCGUCUCCCCCCCAGUCUUGGGGGGCCUGAGCAUCAUCUUCGCCCCAACCUCGGGGGUCUGAGCACCGUCUCCCCCCAACCUCGGGGGUCCGAGGACCGUCCGGCGUCGCCCCCGGCAUCAUGUCCCUCUUGGGGUCCCCGGGCCCUCCGCCGCCGUCGCCGCCGCCUCCGCGCUGGCUUCCCACGCACGUGCAGGUGACGGUGCUGCGGGCCCGGGGUCUGCGGGGCAAGGGCACGGGGGGCAGCAGCACCAGCGACGCCUACGCCGUCAUCCAGCUGGGCCCGGACCGCUACCGCACCUCGGUGGUGGAGAAGACGGCCGGCUGUCCGGAGUGGCGGGAGGAAUGCACCUUCCAGCUGCCCCCGGCCGCCCUGCCCCGCCCCGACCCCGACCCCGGGGGCCCCCCGCCCCCCGACGGCUCCCCCCCGGACCCCCACCUGCUGCUCACCGCCAUGCACCGCUCCCUCAUCGGCCUCGACAAGUUCCUCGGCCGGGCCGUCGUGCCCCUCGACCCCCUGCUCCGGGCCGGCCGGGACCCCCACACGCAGUGGUACAAACUGCACUCGAAGGUCGGGAAGCGGGAGAAGGAGCGGGGUGAGAUCCAGGUGACCAUCCAGCUGACCCGCACCUCCCUGAGCGCCAGCAUGUUCGACCUGUCGGCCCCGGACAAGCCCCGCUCACCCUUCGGCAAGCUGAAGGACAAGGUGAAGGGCCACCGCAAGUUCGAGCUGGAGUCCGCCUCCGCCAUCAUCCCCGGGAGCGUCGGCCGGCUGGAGGACGCCGAGGGCCUGGAGCUGGACGGCAAGAAGGGCAAGGCCAAGGGCUUCUUCUUCCGCAACAAGCUGCGCAAGUCGUCGCUCACGCGGUCCAGCACGUCCCUGGGCUCGGACAGCACCAUCUCCUCGGCCAGCGGGAGCCUGGCCCCGGGUUUCGGCACCUUGGAACUCGAGGGCGCCGGCUCCCCCGGCAGGAACAACAGCCUUUCCGGCCGGGAGGCGGUGUCCUUGCCCAAGACCCUGACCCACAAGCGGGCGUUCAGCGACGAGGCGAGCCAGGUGACCGUCGCCCUGCCCCGGGCCGUCCACGACCUCAAGGCCAAGAACGACCCCGUCUCGCGGUCCUCUCUGUGCGUCAACGGGAGCCACGUGUAUAACGAGGAGCCGCGCCCCGCCGCCCACCGCCCCUUCCCGCUCUCCGGCUCCCUCCAGAACCUCGCCCCGCGCGGCGCCCAGGACGGCCCCGGCCCCCGGCCCGCUUCGGCCAAGGCGGAGGGGCCCCCGUGGGGUGGGGCGGGGGGCUUCGGGGCCGGGCCGGCGGACGCCGCGGCGUCACCCCGGCCGGCCGGCCCCGGGGGGCGCGCCCGGGAGGAGGAAGGCGGCGGCGGGGAGGGGGAGAGGCGGGCGGAGGGCAAGCCGGUGCAGAUCGCCACACCCCUGGUCUUCGGCGAGCGCGAGGAUGCGCGCAGAGAGGAGAAGAAGACCAGGCCGGGCCUGUUCCUCCAUCACCACCACGGGGGCGUCAGGAGCGAGCCGGGCCCCAGGGGCCCCGGGGACAAGCCGUCGCCCCAGAACCCCGCGGGCGCCGACGACCGGGGCAAGGGCGGCUGGUUCGGAUCCCGGGACGCCAAGGAGCCGGGCCAGAAACCCAGCCCUCACCCCGUGAAGCCCAUCAGCGCGACCCCCUCGGACGGCGGCGGCGAGAAGAAGCAGCACCGCUCCAGUCUGACCACCGCCCUGAGCAGCGGCCUGGAGAGGCUCAAGACCGUGACCAGCGGAGGCGUCCAGCCCGUGGCCCCCGCCCCCCAGCAGGACAAGGAGUCCAAGAAGCUGAAGGACCCUUCCCCGUCGCUGGACGGGUCGGCCCGUUACUACCACCUGACGCACGACGAGCUGAUCAAGCUGCUGCUGCAGCGGGAGAGAGAGCUGAGCCAGCGCGACGAGCACGUGCGGGAGCUGGAGAGUUAUAUCGACCGGCUGCUGGUACGCAUCAUGGAGCAGUCGCCCUCCCUGCUGCAGAUCACCCUGGACCAGCCCGGGGCCUUCCCGUGACCCCCUCCGCCCCCGCCGUGACCCCCGGGCCCCGCCUGCUAGAGCCACACGUCGACAUCGGCCUGCCGCCCGCCCGCCGCCAUAGCUCCCGGCCUCCCUUCCCCGUCCCCGAGGGGGUCGGGCCGGGGCAGACCUCGCCCCCCUUCCCAGCGCCGCCCGCUCCCCGCCGUAGUCCUGCCCCGGGAUUUCGGGCCUAGUCCGGAGGUGACCCCGUCUCCUGACCUCCUCCCUCCUUCCCCGGCCCCGCCGCUUAGAACCCCACCGCGGCACCGCUCCAGACGUUCCCGCGGGGAGCGGCUACGGCCCUCGAAUCCGUCGGGGUCCUCCGCUGAGCCCCUUGCCGCUGGAGGAGGGGAGGACCAGGGGCUCCGUCCGUCCCCUCGCCCCUCCCGCCCCGGGGUCCGAGCUGCCAGAGUCCCCGCGGACUCCCCGGGGAGGGUCCUCGGUCCGUCCCCGACCUGCACCGACGCCAUCCGUAGGUGCGCUCGGGAUCAGGGUUCACCAGGUCUUCCUCCUCCUCCCCCUGCCUGAGGAACCGCAGCCGGAGUCGGGGGUGACCGCGGCCGGUUGGGGUUUUUAUUGCUCUGGAUUCCCGUCUUCCUGUUUGGUUGCCAAAACCAGACCGUGUUUGAAUUUAAGGAAAAUGUGCCUUUGCGUGGGAGUGGACGGGGCUGGGGGUUGGGGAGAAAAGAGGGGCACGGAACCCCGCCGAGGGCCCUGGCUGGGGGCAAGAGCUGUGUGCCCCCCGGGACCGGGCAGAGGGGAUCUCCCCCCACCCCACCCGGGUUUUCCUGUCAAAGCUGUGGCCGUGGGGGUCUGUGGUUUGGGGGAACCACAGCCCCGCCCCCAUCAACGUUCAUGAGGGAGGGAGGAAGGAGCGAAGGCAGGGAGGGCCACGCUAGUCUGAGCGGCUGGGGUCAGAGCGAGAGCUGAGUCCCAAAGAGUCCUGCCCAGCCACCACAAUCCCCUGCUUCCGGCGGAAGGGGAGGAGACAGCCAGCAUCGUGCCCGACCUCGACCGCCCCCCCCCCGACCCCAGCCCCCGCCAGGAUUAGGGAUGGGGCCGGCCACGCUCCUCGCUCCUGGGUCGUUGCACUUCGGCCUAGCUCUGUUUCCCGCCGCCACGUUGGCUCAGCCGCCUCGCACUUUAAAUCCCCCUUUUCCCCCAUCUGUCCGCCCUGGGCGUAUUCGCCUUUCCGUCCUGUGCCACCCCCCGGACGCCCAGCUCAGCCCCCGCCCCUGGCUCCAUCCAAGUCCCCUUGGCUUUACCCUCCCCAGGUCCGACGUGGGGCUUGGAAGGGCCGGGGCGGGGGGCCGGGACCGGCAGAGUUCCACUGUGAUUUCUCUCCUCCACACCCGCUCAAACCCCCAGGAUGGGGUGGAGUGAGGGCAGGACCGAGGGAGCACAGACUUCAGGGAAACGCUGAGCUGGGACUUGACCGGACCUGCUGCCUCCUCUCCCUCCCACCCGUACCCCUACAGCCCGGCGUAGCUCCUGGACAGCCCCGGUGCCGCCUUUCGUGGCUGGCUCAGAGGAGAUGGUGCCCAAGGGCCUCCGGGACCUCAGAAGGGCGUCUGCUUAGGCGUGGGGAGGGGGUGGGUCCGCUCUGCCCCGGCAGCUCCCUCCCCCAGCGCUGCUUAUCCUCAAAGGGGUUUAGACAAGGUCAAGACUAGGCUCGCAGAGGGGCCCCAAAGACGAUGUGUCCAGCGUGGCCACCUCGCUGUGAUGGCGGGGCGGAAGGCUCAGAUCCCACAGGAACUGUCUGUUCUCCCGACCUCUGACCUCCGGUGGCCAGGGGAGGUGGAUUUCUUGCUUAGUGUUUGUCUUCCUAGUUGCCAGCCUGGUUUGUAAAGAGCUUUGUUCUUCCCGUUUUGAGCACUUUAAGGAAAAUAAAAGUUAGUUCAUGUACA
This is a messenger RNA of Ornithorhynchus anatinus (platypus), 4401 nucleotides long. It is a transcript of the gene RAB11FIP5, whose product is annotated as RAB11 family interacting protein 5. Gene Ontology annotation, cellular component: secretory granule; early endosome; recycling endosome. The transcript is spliced from 5 exons. NCBI's taxonomy places the organism in Eukaryota, Metazoa, Chordata, Mammalia, Monotremata, Ornithorhynchidae. Gene Ontology annotation, molecular function: small GTPase binding. Bases 563 to 2491 code for a protein of 642 amino acids. Gene Ontology annotation, biological process: regulated exocytosis. The record is from RefSeq and is a predicted model, not a curated record.